GAGAACGACGGUUUGAAGAGCACUCUUCCCGGCCGUUGGUACCGAUCAACGGCGGAAGGGCGGAGGGCGAAGGACCUACCUGCGACCCUAUUCCAUGUAAGGGCCGUUCAUUGGUCAAUGCCGGCCUAGUACCUGCGUGGAGCGCGCAGUAGCAGGCAGGUAUGCGUCUAUCCUUUCCCGCACAUGCCCCUUCCUUGCAAAAGGACGAGGCGGCGUGUCCGUUGGUUCCCGUUACGGCACUCUCCGGUCGCAGCUCGCGAAAGAUACGUCGAACGCCGACGAGGAAUCGAACGGAGCGGCCAGGCAGAGCCGGUGUUGUUGAAAUCGCCGCGAAGUUGCUCGGGAUCUCCCAGUGUCUUGUUAACUCUGGCCGCGCGAAGUCGACGAUUCCGAGACCGACUCGUAGAGUGCGUGCCGUGUGUCGUUCGCCGCGCAUGGUCCGUCGUGAAGAACCACCCUGCUCUUUCUAAUUACUUUAAUUACAAAGAGGCCAGCCCGUGCGACGGGAGUGCGCGUUCCCGGACCUGUUCCCGUGUGCUCCGAGUGCUGCAAGCUGCACGACCGCCCGUGGAAUCGACGACAAUGGCGGCGUGAAUCCUCGUUCUCGAUUGGACUCGUCGAUCGUUCGCCGCCAGCGGAUUGGAUUCUCUCUGCUCUCGUGCGUGAUCCAGGUGGAUUCGCCCUGUUCCGUAGCGGAGGAGCGAAAGGCGAUAGGAAAGAAGCUGCAUAGAGAGACACGACGCAGGCACAGAGAAAGGUAGAGACGGCACGAGAUGAGAAUCGGCGAGUCUCGGACGUGGUCGAAUGAGAGGUAGCAAGAGAAGAGGGCUUGCCCGGAUGGGAGUAGUUGCUGGAACGUCGAUUCCUUCGGGUAGCUCGAGGUCGCGGCAAAAGGAGUACCGCGAGGAAGGAAGAGAAGGACAAAGGCGGUGUGUUGUUGUUCGCCGAGGCGGCACGCGGAAAAAUCGGCGGUGCAGCGCCCGCUGUAGCUACCAUACUAUCGCCACCAUACGAUGGCGGCUACCACCAGCAGAUACGGCGGCGGUAUGGAGAUGAGGCACUCGAGGAGCGAGGAUCUGCUCGGCGUGAUAUCCGGCUCGCGUUCGCCGAGCCCCAGCGUGCCAUUGACGAGCACCGCGUCCGAGGACGACCUGAUCGCGGCCAGCGCCCUCCACGAGGUCAUCGAUACCAAGCCACCGUGUCCUCUAUUGUCCUCGAGGGUCGUUAGACCGCCAGGUGUUCCCGCCGAUCGCAUCGACCCCGAAGAUUCCAUCAGGGACAUUGUCACCGAGAAUGAUCUUUACAGGUUCGUGUUGUUCAAGCGCCACUACGACAAAUACGUCGCCCUGGCCGCAAAGUACGAGGAAGCGAAGGGGAUCGCGUACUACCUGGAAGAACGGUAUCACGAAGUCAAGGCCGAGAGGGACAAACUGGAGGAGAAUCGACGCGCCUUGGAGAAGCGAUUGGAGGGUUGCGAGUCGGAGCUUCGCGGCAAGGAGGACGAAUUGUUUCUGCAGCUGGAGCGAAGCCUGCGACUCGAGGAAGAAGCCGAAAGAGCGAAGAGCGAACGAGACAGCUGCGUAGCGGCACGGGACCAGCUGGACAGACAGCGCGAGGUGGCUUUGCGUCGGCUGCAGAUGCAACUGGCGCAGAACGAGAUUACGAGGCAGACUCUCGAACGAGCACGACAGGAUGUCGUCAGGCAGGCCACGGUGAUUCGCGCCGAGCGGGAUGCUCUUGAGAGAGAGAACGAAGUGCUGAAGGAGAAACUACGUGUGGAGCAGGGCGAAUUAGGAGAAGAGAGACGCAGAAGGGAGGAAGGUGUCGCAGCCCUGACCCGGGAGGCGAUCACGCUGAGACACGCUGCAAGGCAUCUGCGAGCAGCGACUCUUCACGCCACGUCGUGCCGCCGUCGUCGCCGGUGUUCCGUUUGUUUGUACGCGCGUCGCACUUUCGCGGAGAUUGAUGACUAUCGCGACGACGGCAAUCUUUUCAAGUGCCUUCAAGCGCCGCUGCACGAUUUGCGCACCUGGUUGCGACCCAGCGCGACGCCGACAUCGACAACGUCAACGUCGCGUGUACAGAGGACCAAUUCGCCGUUGGCCGACAGAGAAAUAAGCUUCAUCGACGAUUCCAGCGUGGACAGCAGCGCGGUUGGCAGCAACCGCAGCAGUAGCAGCACAACCAGCAGCAACAGUGCUUCGGACGACGAAGCGUACCCCAGCACACCGGUCGCUGAAAUCUCGCUGUCGUCGGCCAACUCUAGCGCUCCAGCCACGGCUAGAGCCUUCUCGUCCGAUUCAGGGUUCUCCUCGGAGAUUGGGGAUCGAAGAUCGAGAUGUUACGAGAACGGGGGUAGCAGUACGAGCAGCAGCAGCGGCAAGAGCAGGAAGAUCAGCGAGUCUCUGAGCUGCAGCGAGCCAGACGAGCAGAGCACAACGGCGUUUACGCGGUCUCGAUGGACUUCAUCUUUUCGCAAGCUGUUAGGCCGAAAGCCGAAGAGCAAGUCCGCGUCAGAUCGUUCCUCGUAAAGAAACUCGGAAGACUGAGAAUCGCGUCGUGGCACCGUGCACGAAACACGAAGUGCGAAAUCACCGUGACAUUUAGUGCCCCUUUACUGCCCCUCCGUCUUCUUUCUCUCUCCCCCCCCCUCUCUCUCUCUCUGGCUCUCUUUCUGUCUCUCGGUCUCGAUCCAUAGAAAUCGUCCGUUUUGAUCGAUAAGAGAGCACUGUCGAACAUUCCUCGCGAGUAUCGUCGAAGCAUAGACACCAAUCCGACAACUGCCAGCGUAUUGACAUUCGCAUUGCAAACGAACCCUUUCUAUAGCUAAACCGAGCAGAACUGGGGUCUGUAGCGCUCAUGCGCCGCUGAAAGAAAAAACGGUGGGUGGGCGUGUUCAGCACCGCCCACUUAGCCGCGGAACGUCGCCAUUGGUCCGCAAGCAGGGCUGUUGCUUCCAAAAAAUGUUUUCGAUUGGCUGCUACACAGAGCGUCUAGUCGUGAUUAUCAACACGAUGUAAUUAGUUGAAUUUUCUGGAAACUACUUCUACCGAUUUACGUCAUAGAUUUUUCUUAGCUCCGUCCACUAAUUCCCCUAGGUCCUUCUACGAACUUCAGAUUUUCAAGGCAAUCUCUUAACUACUGCGAGAGUCUUUCUGUACUCCGCUCGUUAGAUCUCUCUAGCUCCCACCUGCAAACUUUGAACAUAUUAGCUCCGCCCUGUAAUCCCCUCUAGUUCCUCCCACAGACUUCGAGUACGCUAGCAAAAUUAUUUAGCAUCUACUACCAAUUCGUCUCUUAGCUUCUAGAUAAAUUGUUCUCAGCUCCGGCCACUAAUUUUUCCCAGUUCUAUCUAUGAACUUUGCGCAUGUUUUUUAACUCCGCCCAGUGGCCCCCCUCUAGCUCCUCCUACAAACUUCGAGUUCGUUCGGUAAAGCUGUAGUACUCUAAUUGUAUUCGAAAACGCGUCAACGACCACGGAUUUCGAGCGACACUCGAAUGAAACUUUUCCUCGCUGAUGAUCGUCGUUCUCCGAUCAUUUUACUAAUAGGUUUACUGUCCGUAAACGAUAUAGUGUGUCUGAUUCGUCAGCCUGGCAAAGUCACGUAGGAAUUGAAACUCGAGAACGGUAUCGACGCGAACGAUCGAUCGAAUUGAUUCUGGUGCGUAACGAUGUUGAUCGUGUUUGUAGAUGGAAAAUAUGUUGAUUGAUAUUAUUAUAGUUGGACGCGAAAUUCUAAAACUAAUUGUUUCCAAUCGGGUGAUAAAAAACGACGUUUAUUGUUCGCGACACGUUUUACGUUGUUGUCUUUGUACUGUUGUUAUUAGGGUGAGUUGUUGUCUUAGCCAAAGAACAUAUAGUAAGGGGACGGACGCUGGAACUAGAAUAAUUGGAUGACCGUCCGCUUCUAUCGAUAGACCGCAAAGUUAUCGAAUGUUGAACGGUAUAAUCAUUUUCCUAGAAUCGACUGGAAUUUGAAGAGCUUCUUUUCCGUAGCGAAGUGUUGUCCAAGGAAUUUCAAUGGUUUUGUAUACAAAUGGUAUACGCGUACGUUAAUACCAAAUAGGAUCGUGUUAACUCGAAAUCGUUAGAAACAAAACGAAACGGGGCGAUUAGAGCGGGAAUUGAAUUGAUUGCGUAGGACUAAUUGAAUCGAGGGGAAACGUAUACGUUAAUCGACGUUUACCGAUUGCCACGCGGUGAAAUUCGCGUAUUCAGGGUAACAAUGAACGGUUUUCUCUGUUUGGUGUCGUUAAAAAUUAGUUUACGAUAUCGCCUCGGUUACCGGACGAGUAUUUCGGUCACAAUUUCUGCCUGAGUUCCAUUACAAAUUACGAUCGUCAAGAGAUUAUCGCAUAUUUUCUAUAUAUUUUUGUAUUCUAUUUAUGAUUCGGAUGUCAUAGUUCUUACAAAUUCACGAAGGAAAUUGUCAAAUUGAGACGACUGCCUGAAUAUAUCUUAAGUUGAUGCAACAACAAUUGUGGAAACACUUAGCGUAAAUAAACCAUCAAAUAUAGAUAAAAUACUACUA
Messenger RNA from Megalopta genalis, 4532 nucleotides. RefSeq lists its product as uncharacterized. The record is from RefSeq and is a predicted model, not a curated record. NCBI's taxonomy places the organism in Eukaryota, Metazoa, Arthropoda, Insecta, Hymenoptera, Halictidae.